Molecule: messenger RNA, 429 nt
Organism: Rangifer tarandus platyrhynchus (Svalbard reindeer)
Lineage: Eukaryota; Metazoa; Chordata; Mammalia; Artiodactyla; Cervidae
Source: the annotation of a GenBank genome assembly
AUGGAGAGCAGAGCGAAGCAGUGGCUAGGGACCACGGGCCACCGAAGAGCGAGUGGCUGGGAGCAGCUGCCGCUCAGCUCCUCCAUCUGCAGAUCUAACACUACUUCCAUAGAAAUACACCAUUUCUCUGAGAUUCCUCAAGCCCCCGCAGACAGCAUUUUGUCCCUUGAGCCAUUUCCAGGGAGUGCAGGCCCCUGCAGUCCUGCUCCGCUGUUUGCCUCAUCUCUCCUGUCCCCUCUACCAUCACCCCUGCCCUGGAUCCUGCCUACGCUGAACUGCCCACAACUCCUCAAGCACAUUCUGCACUGUUCCAGUCUUUACCUCUUGACUAGAAUGUUCUUUGCUCUCUCUUCUCUUCUUAACCACCCAUCCAUCCUUGGAGGCCUCACUCAAACAUCUCCUCCUUCCUCUCUGAUCCCUCAGUCAUAA